UCCAGGGCGUCACCAUCUGAGGGGACGUCGAUGAGCCACCAGGGUUGCGACGAGGAAAAGGCCCACCGAUGGACCUGGCAGGCGGUACCAAAUAGCUUACCUUGGGUUGGAUUGCCCGGGCCGAAUCAAUUCAACGUGACCUACCUGAGUGUAAUUGAGGUAGGUACCUUGACUUCUAUGACCCAACCUUCCCGACGACAGGUGCGGAGAAAGUGCAAAGUGCGGAGUGCAGCGUGCAAAGUUGCAGCUGCCCUGCAGGGUACCCGGGGUUCUCAACCAUGGAAUCGAAGACUCAAGAAAAAGCUUCUCCUUCCUAAUACGACAAAACCCAAUCCUAAGCACGGAAGAAUUCUACAAAGGCGCAGGACCUUGGCUCUCAAGUUUGUUAAAUCACCCAGUUGCCUGCCAUGUUUUCCUCCUUCCUUGCAUCCCAUCUCCCCAUCUCUUAUCCCCCAUCCCUUCCGCUGCACCCAGUUUUGCACAUCACGAGGGCUUCAAUAUGGCACCGCGGCUCUCGGUGACGGCAGCAUUGGCUGCCCUCGCGUCGAGCACUGUUGCGCUCUACAUCAAUGGGUCUGUCAUCGCGCCUUGUGACUCGCCGCUGUACUGCCAUGGCGACAUCCUCAAGGCAAUCGAGCUUGCACGUCCCUUUCAAGACUCCAAGACAUUCGUUGACAUGCCCACGAUCCGGCCGGUUGAAGAGGUCAUUGCCGCUUUUAACCGACUGUCACAGCCGCUGAGCAACAACUCGGAGCUCAAUGCGUUCCUCCAGGCCAACUUUGCACCAGCCGGCGGCGAGCUCGAGGAGGUACCAGAGAGUGAGCUCUCGACUAAUCCCGUCUUCCUCGACAAACUCAAUGAUACUGUCAUCAAGGAGUUUGUUGCAAAGGUCAUCGACAUCUGGCCGGAUCUCACCAGACGCUAUGCCGGCCCGGGCAACUGCUCAGAAUGUGCUGACAGCUUCAUCCCCGUGAAUCGGACCUUUGUGAUAGCUGGUGGCCGCUUCCGCGAACCCUACUAUUGGGAUUCAUUCUGGAUCCUUGAGGGACUUCUCCGCACUGGCGGCGCCUUCACUGAGAUCUCCAAGAACAUGAUUGAGAACUUUUUGGACUUUGUCGAAACCAUUGGCCACAUACCCAAUGGAGCAAGAAUCUACUACCUGAACCGGUCUCAGCCACCUCUCCUGGCGGGAAUGGUCAAGAACUACGUCGACUACACCAAUGACACAAGCAUCCUCGAGAGAGCUCUACCGCUCCUGAUCAAAGAGUAUGAGUUUUGGACCAACAACCGAACCGUACAAGUGACGGCAUCGGAUGGGAAGACGUAUACGCUCCACAGGUACAAUGUCAAUAACAAUCAGCCCCGUCCAGAGUCGUACCGGGAGGACUGGAUCACUGCCAACAACGCGUCCUAUUAUGCUGCGUCUGGCAUCAUCUAUCCUGUCAAAACACCGCUGAACGAAUCCGAGAAGGCUGCACUCUACUCCAACCUGGCCAGCGGUGCCGAGUCGGGGUGGGAUUACGGUACCCGGUUCCUCAUGCGGCCCGAGGACGCCGCAAGAGAUAUCUAUUUUCCCCUCCGCCAUCUCAACGUCCGCGACAUGGUUACGGUGGAUCUCAAUGCAAUACUGUACCAAAACGAAGUCAUCAUCAGCGAAUACCUCGAGCAGGCAGGAAACAACACUGAAGCGGAGCGUUUUGCUUCUGCCGCCCGCCAGCGAAGUGAGGCUAUGUACGCACUGAUGUGGAACGAAACUCUCUGGUCCUACUUUGACUACAAUUUGACGAGCAACUCGCAAUACACAUUCAUCCCUGCCGACGUCAACGCGACGGCUGCCGAGAAAGCGAACGCGCCGGAAGGGCAAAAGGUCAUUUUUCAUAUUGCGCAGCUCUACCCGUUCUGGACAGGGGCAGCACCGGACCAGCUCAAGAACAACCCGCUUGCCGUGCAGAAGGCCUACUCGCGUGUGGCAGAGAUGCUCGACAUCAAGCCGGGCGCUAUCCCCGCCACAAACUUUAUUACGGGCCAGCAGUGGGAUCAGCCCAACGUGUGGCCGCCGUUGAUGCACGUCCUGAUGGCGGGCCUCCUCAACACUCCGCCGACCUUUGGCGAAGACGAUCCGGCGUACCAGGCCGUGCAGGCUCUCGCGCUGCGCCUCGGUCAGCGUUACCUUGACUCGACCUUCUGCACGUGGUACGCUACGGGAGGCGAAACGAGCCAAACGCCGCGACUGCAGGGCGUCUCCCCGGACGCCACGGGGACCAUGUUUGAGAAGUACGCCGAUAACGCCAUCAACGUCGCUGGCGGUGGCGGCGAGUACGAGGUCGUCGAGGGCUUCGGGUGGACCAACGGCGUGCUGAUCUGGGCGGCCGAUGUCUUUGCCAACGGCCUGAAGCGCCCGGAUUGCGGCAACAUCACCGCCGCGCACACCCAUAACGGCGCCAAGCGGGCGGUGGAGCUGCAUCCUAGGGACGCCGCGUGGACUAAAAAGUUUGGGAAGCGGGCUUUGAAGAAAAGAGCUUAGCGGAAAAGGGGGGAAAGGGGAGGUUGGGUAUUGUUUUUUCUGAUUAGAGCUCAUGAGAUAUGACUUUCUUCUAUAUACUCUUCGUUUCAGCAUCAUGAUGCCUG
Messenger RNA from Canariomyces notabilis, 2628 nucleotides. RefSeq names its product glycoside hydrolase family 37 protein. Gene Ontology annotation, biological process: trehalose catabolic process. The transcript has 3 exons. Lineage: Eukaryota; Fungi; Ascomycota; Sordariomycetes; Sordariales; Chaetomiaceae. Bases 500 to 2524 code for a protein of 674 amino acids. Gene Ontology annotation, molecular function: alpha,alpha-trehalase activity. The record is from RefSeq and is a predicted model, not a curated record.